This is a messenger RNA of Paralichthys olivaceus (Japanese flounder), 4856 nucleotides long. NCBI's taxonomy places the organism in Eukaryota, Metazoa, Chordata, Actinopteri, Pleuronectiformes, Paralichthyidae. The record is from RefSeq and is a predicted model, not a curated record.
GAAUGUGUUGGCAGAACAAUAUCUCUCUCUGUGCCUCGGCUCUUAAUGCACUUCAUUGGUUUCGUGGACAGUGUGAUCAGAGCAUAGCAGCCGAGCAGAGCUGGACUAAACCACAGGAGGAACAUUGUUCAAAUCAAAUGAGUCAGGCAACAUCACUUGUUCCGUUUUUCGUGGGGUUCAUUCUCACUGCGACAGGUGUGCAAGCCACUUGUCCCAUUGAGCUGAGCCCCCCUGCAGUUGUGGUAAGAUAUGGAGACCCUGUCUCAGUGAACUGCAGCACAUCAGAGACCCAGAUAAAGGGAAUGGGAUGGGAGGCAACACAAGGAGGCAAAAGUCUAGCACCGGUCAACCAUUUGAAUUGGAAUGUGGAGAACCUGACGGACUGGAACAUCUCUCCCAUGUGCUUUUUAAAUAUGGCAGUUGGACAGUGCAGUAGGGAACUAAAAGUUGUUAUUUACAGGUUCCCGGAAAAAAUACUCAUCAGCUCCAGCAGUGGCUCCGAUGGUGUGAUGAGAGAAAACGAGCAAUAUACCCUCACAUGUAAAAUCCAACAGGUGGCACCUAUAGAAAAUCUUACUGUCACAUGGUACAAAGGAGAUAGUCCAAGCACGUUCAAUCCCAUUAAGACACCAGGAGAUCAGCUAUCUGUCUACAGUUUUACACCGACUAGACGUGACAAUGGAGUCAAAUUCAGAUGCGAGGCACACAUGGACCUCAGGCCAGAGGGGCCACAACUGAGUGUGUCAUCACAAGAGAUAAAUAUUACAGUUAACUAUGGACCAGAAGUACAAUGUUCUGCCAUUGUUAAUGUACUGGAAGGGGAAACUUUGGAGAGUCGGUGUCCAGUGGAAGGAAAUCCAACCCCCUCAUUCAGAUGGAUGAAAGAUGGGGAGCCAAUAAACCCCAGCAUCCCUCUGACCAGGAAGAACGCUGGGCUGUACUAUGUUGAGGCCCAAGGUGCUUCCAUCAUCAACAACACAAUCCAGGUUCUGGUAAUGUAUGGACCAGAGCUGUGGUGUCCAGGCUCUUACACUGCACUGGAGAACACUCCUCUCAACCUGAACUGCACGGUUGUGGGCUAUCCUAAACCUGAAACAGUGUGGUACAAAGAUGGUGAAGAGGUGGAACUUUCAGAGUACCUAACGAGAAGCGACACAGGGCUGUACGUGAUCGUAGCUUCAAACAAUCUGACAAGUACCAAUGUGACAGUGGAGAUUAAUGUCAUGUACCCACCCUCACCCAUAGUAGAGCUCGAAGACUCCAAAGUUGAGAUGGGUUCUACUGCGUGGCUGAAAUGCUCCUCUAUGGGAAACCCACGACCAGAAUAUAGGUGGGAUUAUUACAAAGCCGCCAAUGUAAAGGAGGAAAAUGAAGACGGAGUGUCCCGUCUACUCAUCUACAAUGCCACUCCGUACAACAUGGGCUCCUACAAGUGUAACGCCUUUAAUGGGAUAGGAAAUGUCUCUAAAACAGCCAGUGUCGAUGUGACAGAUGCCACACAAGAAUGCCCUAUCGAAGUCACUCCACACAGGAUGGUGAUACCAUACCGGGGACCAACCCAGAUCGCAGAGUGCAAAGUCACAUCCGAGAGCGCCAGAAAUGUCGAAGCGAUAUACUGGGAGGUUCUGCAGGGGACCGUAAUUAAUGCUGAAAACUGGAGCGCUGACACCAGUGAAGACUGGGACCCGAGGCCUGUUUGUAUCGCUACAUUUACAGGACUAGGAACAUGUCAUAAAGCUGUAAACUACACUCUCUUCAAAACACCAGACAGCGUCUCCAUCCGCCCUGUCCUUAACUGGACCUCCGCGCUGGAGGGCAGUGAGCUCCAGCUGCAGUGUGACAUCAUCAAUGUCGCUCCUGCGGGGAACCUCGCUGUGCAGUGGUAUCAAGGAAAUGACACCCUCCAACCACUUAUCAGAGGCUCAAUGCGGGUGACUGGCUGUCCGGAUGACAAAAGCACAAAGUGUGACAUCAGUGUGGUCAGAUCUCCGGUUACUGUGUCGUCCACCAUCACCAUCAUUGCGAACAGAGCGCACAACGGGGCUGAGUUCAGAUGUGAGGCUCAGUUGAACCUGGGACCCGACGGACCAAAGUCUCCUCCAAACAUGAUGUCCGAGCCUCUCAACAUCACUGUCAACUAUAAGCCUGUCAUCAAUACCAUAAAGCUUCCAAAGAAGAUCCCAGUGUUCAGAGGUUACCCUGAGGUGCUGGUGUGUGAAGCUGAUGGUCACCCAUUUCCAGAUAUCCGUUGGUUAUACAGGCCAGACAAAGUGCCCCAUGUGUCCAAAGACAAGCUCACUGUGUCUGAAGCAGGCCUCUACAACUGUACUGCCACCAAUGACGUUGAUUCCGCCUUCCACGUGGUCGAAGUGAUUUUAAAGGAGGACUACCUGCCCCUCAUAGCUGGAUUUGUGGCGGUCACCGUUGUUGCAAUCUCCAUUGUCUUCCUCUUCAUCUACUCGAUCUACUAUAAGAACACCAAGAUGCGUCGCUACAGCCUUAAAAACCCCAGACACAGCACCCACAACGGAACGCCUGUGACUGCCCACUGUCAAGCAAAUUUCAGCCCCGAAAGAGUUGUGGUGGAAUACCAUGGCUCAUUCUCUGUCAACUGCAGCUCAUCAUCCAACCAGACAGCUGCGAUGGGCUGGGAGUCUCCACAAGGUGGCACGGGUCGUAUAGAAGGGGUCUCCUUUCUUAUCUUAAAGGUCGAGUCUGUUAAAGAAUGGGACCUGUCUCCACAGUGCUACAUCAAUCUCAAUGAUAAUAGUCAGUGCGACGAAAACCUGCCAGUCACCGUUUACAAAAUGCCAGAAAGUGUGUCCAUACCACAGCCACGUCAACCGGGCCCCYUGGUGGAGGGCGAAAAGUAUACCGUGCAAUGUGAUGUUACCAAUGUUGCACCAGCCAGACACCUCUCUGUGCUUUGGCACAAAGGAAAUAAGAUAGUCUUCACUGAUAAGUUUGAUGAUAAUACUCCGUCUCCAGUCAAUAWAUCAUCUGUCCUUACUCUGAUCGCCCAUGGAGAUGAUCAUGGAGCUCAGAUCUGGUGUGAAGCAAAACUUAACAUCUGGACAGCAGGACUACGUCUUCCCACAAUGCUGUCAAAGUCCCGAGAACUGAUUGUACUGUAUCCACCAACAUUCGACAAACCUGAAAAUGAGACGCUGGAAGUUCCAGCUGCUGAUGAAGUCAUUUUAAAUUGCGACGCGUCAGGAAACCCAGCACCGGUGUACAGUUGGAAUUCCCCACCACCCGUACAACACAAUGUACAACCAAAUGAGACUCAACUCAUCUUGAACCCYUCCCUUCAGUAUCCAGGGACCUACACCUGCACGGCAUCUAACACCCAGGGCACAACAACCAAAUAUUUCACCAUCCUCCCGGCURCAAGUAGUCCCCCUGGAACGACGGCUGGGAUUUUAAUAGCUGUUUUUUCAGUUUUAAUUUUAAUUUUGGGAUGUGUGGUUUAUCAGAAUCAGAGAAGAUCUUCAUCAGCUGGGACGACCGGGGCCCUUUUGUUCGAGCACAGCUCCCUGCAGAGUUGCCAAGCUCAGUUCAAGUUUUCUUUUUCCGCUCAACCCUUUUUUAAGCGACGGCUCAGUGCAGAGAAUAACAUGGGAAGCAACUUUAUGAGAUGGAUUCUGACGCUUUGCAUGUUUUGCUCAGUGUCAGGUGAAGGCUGCUCCCUCAUCCUGAAGCCCUCCAGGGUGGUGGUGGGUUUCGGGGAGCCGGUGUCUGUCAGCUGUGAGGCCGCCCGCCCGGUGCGUGUCCUGGGCUGGGAGUCGGCCAUCAGCGCCUCACACACCCAGCAGGACCUGUCCAUCCAGUGGAAGGUAGACAGUCUCAUUGACUGGAUAGAGGAGCCCAUCUGCUAUGGGGUGUUUUUCACAGCUCCCAGACAAUGUGAGGAGAAACUCAACCUCGUCCUCUACAAAACCCCAGAUCGUGUCUCCAUCCGGCCUGUGAACCACACGGGCCCCAUGGUGGAGGGAAAAGAGUACCAGCUUCUCUGCGAGGUUCAGAAUAUUGCUCCUGUUCAGUAUCUGACCCUGAGGUGGUACAGAGGGCAGACUGAAGUUUAUAACCACUCCUUCUCUGACCUCACAUCCUCCUCGCCUGUCCAAGUGUCCUCCAUCCUCGUCAUCACGCCGACCAGAGCCGAGAACGGAGUGCAGUACAUGUGUGUGGCAGAGCUGGAGCUCGGACCAGAGGGGCCACAGCCACCUCCUGCUGUGGCCUCCGAGGCUCUCAAUGCCUCAGUGUACUUUCCUCCAACGUUGUUUAGUCCUGAACCAGAAGUGCUGGACCUCACAGUGGGCGCUGAAAUCCACUUAAACUGCACAGCCACAGGAAAUCCUGCCCCAGUGUACAGCUGGCAGUCCUCCCAUCCUAUGCAGGAGAGGAUGGAGGACGAAGCAGUUCUUACCUCUUCCUCACUGGUCCCGGGGACCUACAUCUGCACCGCCUCCAAUGCACUGGACAAGAAGAGCAAGCAGUUCAUUGUCAAGGCCAAGACUAAAGGUGUUUGAAACAAGUGAUCUUCAGACAGGAUCGCACAACCACAUUGGACAUGCAAGGGGAUUUUACUGUUGCUGCUUUUGAAACAGAUAUGACAAUGCGUUUAUAUAACUCAACAGAUAUUUAUGAAGAUCUUGCUUUCAUCCAGAAUCAGAUCUCAUAAAGAAAAAGACCAGAAUAUACUAUAUGUCCCAUUUAAUUUCUCAGUAUUUCAAUGUGAAUUUAUUCUUUGUGGUAUAUUCUUGGUUUGGACCACAGUCUACUUUUAAUGCUUUCCAUGUAUCUAAUUUAUAUUUUUGCUUCACUUAUUUUUCUUAAUAAUAACAUUAUCAUGU